Molecule: messenger RNA, 1692 nt
Organism: Fusarium musae
Lineage: Eukaryota; Fungi; Ascomycota; Sordariomycetes; Hypocreales; Nectriaceae
Exons: 2
Coding region: 1-1692 (563 amino acids)
Biological process (GO): protein deubiquitination; proteasome-mediated ubiquitin-dependent protein catabolic process; regulation of proteasomal protein catabolic process
Molecular function (GO): protein binding; proteasome binding; cysteine-type deubiquitinase activity
Source: RefSeq, a predicted model, not a curated record
AUGUCGUCCAUAUCUGUCGUGGUGAAACAUCAAGGCAAGAAACACGAUGUCGAGAUCGACCCCAGCUCUACUGGCGAGGACUUCAAACUCCAGAUGUUCAGCUUGACCAACGUCGAACCCGAACGCCAAAAAAUCUUGCUCAAAGGUGGUCAACUCAAAGAUGAUGCCGACAUGAGUAAAAUCGGCUUGAAGAACGGCCAGGUCAUUAUGAUGAUGGGUACCCCAAGCGCUGGUGGCGAUGCCCUUGUCCGACCAAAAGAGGCGAUCAAGUUUGUCGAGGAUAUGACAGAGGCGGAGCAGGCUCAGCAAGUUGGUGCGACACCUGCUGGUCUGAUCAACCUUGGAAAUACAUGUUAUCUCAACUCAACCCUCCAGACUCUGCGUCUGAUUCCAGAGCUCCAGGAGGCGCUCGAUACGUACCAACCCGAUGGCAACGCCAGCAGCUUUAUGAUGACAGGCACGAAUAUGGACUUGGCAUCUCAACUGUCAAACUUGUACAAGAGAAUGGGACAAACCCAGGACUCCUUCCCUCCCAUGAACUUCUUGAACGCUCUGCGAGUAGUGUUUCCCCAGUUUGCGGAGAAGUCCAAGACAGGACAAGGCUUUGCUCAGCAGGAUGCAGAGGAGGCUUGGUCCCAAAUUGUGCAGCAACUUAACCAGAAGCUCCGCAUCAAAAGCGAAAACACUUCGGAGAUCUCCUUUGUGGAGAAGUACAUGUCUGGCGAGUUCAGUUCGGUAAUGGAGUGUGAUGAGGAAGAGGCGCGCAACGCUGGCGAGCAGCCCAUCAUUAACAAGGAGAGCUUCGCCAAGCUCAACUGCCACAUCGACAGCUCAACAAAUCAUCUGCGAGAUGGCAUUGCCGCCGCCCUGAAAGAGAAGCUCGAGAAGCAGUCAGAGGUUCUGGGUCGUGAUGCAGUCUACACCAAGACUUCCAAGAUCUCUCGUGCUCCUAAGUACCUGACAGUGCACUUUGUGCGCUUUUUCUGGAAGCGGGAGACCCAGAAGAAGGCCAAGAUCAUGCGAAAGGUUACUUUCCCCAUGGAGCUUGAUAUUGUUGAGUUCUGCUCCGACGAAUUGAAGAAGGCUCUUAUUCCUGUGCGCGACAAGGUUCGUGAGAUUCGCAAGGAUGAAGAGGAUAUCGAGCGGGCCCGUAAGCGACGUAAGAAGACUCACUAUCAGGACGUCGGCGAUAUCCCAGGCGGUGCCGGUCUUCCCACCGAGAAGGAGAAGAAGGAGGCUGAGAAGAAGGAGGGCAAGUCAGCAGAUGGCGAUGUUGUCAUGGGCGAGGAGGGUGAGACAUACAAGACAGACGCUGACAUCGAGGCUGAGAGAAACGCUUCAAUUCUUGAGGCCAAGAAGGAGCUCAACGCUCUCAUCAACCCCGAGCUGCGAAACGACGAUGGUGCAAAUCAAUCUGGUCUGUACGAGCUCCGAGGUGUCGUGACACAUCAAGGUGCCAGCGCCGACAGUGGCCACUACACCUCAUAUGUCAAGAAGGCUGCGCCCGUUGAUCCCAAGACUGGCAAGAAGGGUGAGGAGGACGGCAAGUGGUGGUGGUUCAACGACGACAAGGUUUCAGAGGUUGAAGCUGACAAGAUUGCGACUCUCGCCGGUGGUGGUGAGUCUCACUCUGCUCUCAUCCUCUUGUACCGAGCCAUUCCUCUGCCCACUGCCGAGGGUGUCCUGGAGUAA